AAGGAAUUUCACGAGUUGCGUAAGGUAAGAAUGCGGAAUAUAUGAGAAACUUUAAGGGUAAUAUUUAAAAUAUAAGCUCUAAUUUUAAACACGACUACUGACGGGAGAUUCAGAGUCCAAGACCAAAUGUGAUAUUUUUCAUAACAACUAAGCUGAAGGAUGAAGGAGAAUGGUGGAAAUGAAGAUGUUAUCCUGCGGCCCACAAUUGAGUGGAUAAGCAACAAGCCAGAUUCCAUCAAUCAUGAAUAUGUGGAGUAUGGACUGAGGGAGGCUGUGCGCUCAGUUUUUGGAGAGUUCGGCGCGUGCUCGCCGCUCUCCGUUACUUCCUACGACGUCUCGGCGGGCCGGGCUAUCGUGUCCGUGCCGGCGGACUUCGCACGCCGCGUGGCUGCCGCCCUCACCCUGGCCACUGAUCUGCUGGGCUCGCCUUGUGUCAUCCACGUGCACGGCGAGUCGCCCCACCAGCCGACGGCGAGACGGUACUUCGCCUGAAGUUGGCGCUAGCUGUAACCUGUGAUACGCCCGGCUCGGUGACGGCACACCGAUCGGCGAGGUGGCGGUGCCAUGUCCGGCCCAAGAGACCGACAAAGGUAUUGUGACAGUGUGGCAAGUGCGCUCCGACGGCGGUCGGCAGUCACAAAUUGACCGUUCACACGUGACUGAUGUGAUACGGCGGACUGCUGGACACCAUAUGCCAGGUGGGAAUGUCUUAUGACGCUCAAACAGAUCGAGACUCAUCGCAACAUGUGUUGAAUCGGGGUGACGGAACACGAUAAUUUCACACCAUCAUCACUGCUUUUCGGCAUUUAGAUGUUUCAUUCAUGUUUGUAUGUUGAUGUGCCAAUAUAUUUAAUGCUCUGAA
This is a messenger RNA of Amphibalanus amphitrite, 862 nucleotides long. RefSeq lists its product as uncharacterized. Gene Ontology annotation, cellular component: ribonuclease P complex. The transcript has 4 exons. NCBI's taxonomy places the organism in Eukaryota, Metazoa, Arthropoda, Thecostraca, Balanomorpha, Balanidae. The record is from RefSeq and is a predicted model, not a curated record. Bases 160 to 492 code for a protein of 110 amino acids. Gene Ontology annotation, biological process: tRNA 5'-leader removal.